AGCAUAGCAACCGGAACAUGAACAGAGAGAAGUCCACUUUUGAUGACGUAGGCAUAACACGAGGCUAGAAGGAGCGUUUUCGUUUUGCUGUUUAGCAUCGAGGACCAACUUUAACUCAUCAUGGGGAAACAGAAAACAAAGAAAUUUGCAGCGAUGAAGAGGAUGAUCAGUCUGAAGGAUCAAAGAAUAAAAGAGAAAGACCGUGCUAAAGCAAAAGAAAAAAAGAAGAAAGAUCCAUCAGCAAUUAAGGAAAGAGAAGUCCCCAAAUAUCCAUCAUGCCUGUUCUUCCAAUACAACACUCAGCUCGGCCCGCCGUACCACAUUCUGGUCGAUACAAACUUCAUCAACUUCUCCAUCAAGGCCAAGCUGGAUAUUGUUCAGUCUAUGAUGGAUUGUCUGUAUGCCAAAUGCAUCCCUUACAUAACAGACUGUGUGAUGGCUGAGAUUGAGAAACUUGGAAUGAAAUACAGAGUUGCACUCAGGAUAGCUAAAGAUCCCCGCUUUGAGCGUCUGCCAUGCACACACCAGGGAACCUACGCUGACGACUGUUUAGUCCAACGCGUAACACAGCAUAAGUGUUACAUUCUGGCAACAGUGGACAGAGAUCUGAAGAGAAGAGUCAGGAAAAUUCCUGGAGUUCCAAUCAUGUACAUCUCCAAUCACAGGUAUAAUAUUGAACGGAUGCCUGAUGAUUAUGGUGCCCCAAGGUUUUAAAAUGUCCAACGUUGAGCUGAACCUGUAAAUACAAAGAUGACUGCUGGAUAUUACUUCUUUGUGUAUUUAAAAUAACAUAACUUGAUGUUUAUUUCAUUUCCAGUUUUGGUUGUCAACUUUCAUUUUGAUUUGUUUCCAUUACUUUUUCCCAUUUAUUUUUCUUUUUGAACAAAUAAAGUUUUGAAGUGCUUUCUGCAGUUAAUGCAAC
Molecule: messenger RNA, 922 nt
Organism: Oryzias melastigma (Indian medaka)
Lineage: Eukaryota; Metazoa; Chordata; Actinopteri; Beloniformes; Adrianichthyidae
Gene: fcf1
Product: FCF1 rRNA-processing protein
Exons: 8
Coding region: 121-714 (197 amino acids)
Cellular component (GO): small-subunit processome; nucleolus
Source: RefSeq, a predicted model, not a curated record